This is a messenger RNA of Mangifera indica (mango), 692 nucleotides long. RefSeq names its product 60S ribosomal protein L35. Gene Ontology annotation, biological process: translation; maturation of LSU-rRNA from tricistronic rRNA transcript (SSU-rRNA, 5.8S rRNA, LSU-rRNA). Lineage: Eukaryota; Viridiplantae; Streptophyta; Magnoliopsida; Sapindales; Anacardiaceae. The record is from RefSeq and is a predicted model, not a curated record. Gene Ontology annotation, molecular function: mRNA binding; structural constituent of ribosome. Gene Ontology annotation, cellular component: ribosome; cytosolic large ribosomal subunit. Bases 134 to 505 code for a protein of 123 amino acids. The transcript has 4 exons.
CCAAGCCCGGCCCACAAUUUGGCCCGGUUUAUAUAUUAACCUAAACAUCUCGCUCAAACUUAGGGCUUCAUAUUCGCACACUUUGAUCAGAGCAAGAGAGAGCCGCUGCUGCACGUACACUUAGAACAAAGCAAUGGCUCGUAUCAAAGUGCAUGAGCUUAGGCAGAAAUCGAAGGCAGACCUCUUGACCCAGUUGAAAGAUCUCAAGGCCGAACUCGCCCUCCUUCGCGUUGCUAAGGUCACCGGCGGUGCUCCUAACAAACUCUCCAAGAUCAAGGUGGUGAGGUUGUCUAUUGCACAGGUUUUGACAGUUAUUUCACAGAAGCAGAAGGCUGCAUUGAGGGAGGCUUACAAGAAGAAGAAGCUUUUGCCUCUUGAUCUGCGUCCCAAGAAGACCAGAGCUAUCAGAAGAAGGCUCACAAAGCAUCAGGCAUCAUUGAAGACAGAGAGGGAGAAGAAGCGGGAGAUGUACUUCCCUAUGAGGAAGUAUGCCAUUAAGGUGUAAGUUAGGAUCUUUUUUAUAGCAUAUUGGCGUCAUGCAGCCAUGGACUCAUUUGUUUGAAGAAUUUUGAUUUGUUGCUUCUUAAUGUUACUUUUGGCAAAAUUUAGUUUGUGUCUAUCAGUUUCAUGUGUAAACUGGAAGGGUGGUAGUUUAUCAUGGAAUAUUUAUUAAAAGAGAGAUUUUAUUCCUA